Molecule: messenger RNA, 1531 nt
Organism: Rhagoletis pomonella (apple maggot)
Lineage: Eukaryota; Metazoa; Arthropoda; Insecta; Diptera; Tephritidae
Product: dedicator of cytokinesis protein 7-like
Exons: 3
Coding region: 25-384 (119 amino acids)
Biological process (GO): positive regulation of GTPase activity; small GTPase-mediated signal transduction
Molecular function (GO): guanyl-nucleotide exchange factor activity
Source: RefSeq, a predicted model, not a curated record
CCUGCCGAUCCGAAAAUAUUACAAAUGGUGCUGCAAGGUUGUAUUGGCACCACAGUCAAUCAGGGGCCCAUGGAAAUGGCUACGGUUUUUCUGGCUAACCUCUCCGAUGGCGUGACGGUGCCAACAAAACAUCAAAAUAAAUUACGACUCUGUUUCCGUGAAUUCUCCAAGCGUUGUGCCGAUGCUUUGAAGAAGAAUCGUAAUUUAAUAUCGAGCGAUCAAAAGGAUUAUCAGCGCGAGUUGGAGCGUAAUCAUGAGCGUUUCGUCGAACGCUUAACGCCAUUUAUUACAUUGACGGUAGCGCAGGCGCAGGGUGUUGUAAAAGCCAAUGCUUACAACAACAAAAGCACACCUUUAAAAUGCGUUUCGGACUAUUUUAAGUAAAUGCGAUUUUGCUAUAUAGUUCCGUAUCGUUUUGUAUUCACACUUAGCUCUAAUUAAGUAUUAGAUUGUUAGUAUUAAGUUUACCUUUUUUCAAAUCAAAACCCAAAAGUGAAUUAUAUGUGUAAGUAUGUAUUUAAAGACUUUGUGGCACGCGCUAAUUUGGAGGGCGAUCGGUUUUUUGUACCUCAAGCAUUUUUGGCUUUUCGAGCGUAGGAUGUACUGACAUUGAAACGUUAAAUACGCAAAUCGAUCAAAAUAUUGAUAUCGAGAAAUAUGUAUUUCGACCAUUAGGUGGAUAAUUGAUGAAUAUGCACAUACAUAUGUAUGUACAUAUAUAGCGAUAUAAAUACGCAAAUCGAUUCUAAUGUUGGAUAUCGAUAAAUUUUUACGUGGAUCAUAAUAUUGAUAUCGAUAAAUAUAUAUAUAUGUCAAUCGUAAUACUGAUAGCGAUAAAUACCUGUACCAUUCAUAAUACCGAUAAAGAUAUCGUAAAAAUAUCGAUAUUAAUGGUUAUCGAUUAAUAUUUCGACUAUAGUUCGAUAAAUUUAUAAUAAAAUCAAUAACGAUAUCGAUGAAAAAUAAGAUAAAUUCAUAGCGAUGGCUAUAAUCAGUUAUCCAUAAUCAUGUUUAUGUAUAUCUGUAUAUAUCGAUAGCGAUAUCAACAAAUAUGUAACAUUUCAAAAUGCUUUAGUUAUUGUAAAUUUUUUAAUAUUAAUAAUUACAUUAGAAGUGACGCAUUCUUUUCACUAUUAUAUUCUUGAUUGUCCUCUAAAUAGCUGCCAUUCGUCUACACCUUUGCACAAAACCAAAAAUUUUUUUCAAAAAAAUCAUUUUCAAAAUAGUACAUUCUUUUGAGUUUGACUGCACAUGUCUUAUCACAACGCUUUUAUUUGUAUGCAUAUUUGAAGUCCAUUAAAAGCAAUUUAUACACAUCACUUUAAAGUACCAUAAUAUUAACAUAUUAUGUAUUAAUAAACAAUAGCAUUUUAUGUAGCAAUACUCAUUGAAUGGUUUAUACUUUUAUACGAACGCAAAAUUAAGGAGUUUGUAAAAUGUAAAGGUGCAAGAAAGUACUUUUGAAUAUGCAGUUUCAUAUUCUUAUGCAAUUUAUAAAUCACUUAAAAAUAAAUGUUUGUAAAAUAAGUAA